This is a messenger RNA of Acaromyces ingoldii, 851 nucleotides long. RefSeq lists its product as hypothetical. Gene Ontology annotation, biological process: ribosomal large subunit biogenesis. The record is from RefSeq and is a predicted model, not a curated record. Gene Ontology annotation, cellular component: nucleolus. The coding region runs from base 59 to 799 and encodes 246 amino acids. Lineage: Eukaryota; Fungi; Basidiomycota; Exobasidiomycetes; Exobasidiales; Cryptobasidiaceae. The transcript has 2 exons.
CUCUCACUAGACACAUCUUCUCGUCGUCGGACGACGGAAUCUUGAGAGGAAGCGAAUAAUGGCAACGCCACGACAGCGCCGCAAAGCGCGGUCAGGCACGCACGCAGGGCCCUCGGCGCGCACGAAGCGGUCGAUGCAGAAGCGCCUCGUGCGCGCGCCCGAGCUCAAGGGCGCCGAUGUGCUCAAGAAGAAUUGGGACCCCAAGCGGACGCUGCGCCAGAACUACGAGCGGCUCGGCCUCGUCGGCGACUUGCGCCUCAACGAUGCCGGCGGCGCCGGUGGUAGUGGCAGUGGGAUCAAGAGGAAAGAAAGGCCGGCGGACCAGAUUCCGAGGAGCAAGCGCGGGGCGCUGGGGAGCACAAUGGCGAGGAUUGUGCGCGAUGAGGAGGGCAAUGUCGUCGAUGUCGUCGAGGACCGGCCGCGGCGGGCGCAGACUGUCUGGGGCCAGGCGUUGAACAGCGACGAGGAAGACGAAGACGAGGAUGAAGAGGAUGAAGAGGAUGGAGAGGAUGGAGAGGACGGUCGAGACGAGGAAAGGGAGGAGGCCGAGGAAGAAGAGGAAGAAGACGAGGGCCAGGUGGUCAAGAAGCUGCAGGAGCUGGCCGACGCAAAGACGCCCGUUCCCCGCUUCACGUCCGUCGCAGAGCGCACCUGGCUCCAGCGCCUCGUCGACAAGUUCGGCGACGACGUCGAGCAGAUGGCGCGCGACAAGACGGACAAUGUGUGGCAAAAGACUGCCGGUGACAUCAAAAAGGCCAUCCGCAAGGCGGGCGGCAUAGAGGCACUCAAGGCGUCUUGAGCGAGGGGAAAGCCAUGUGAUGAGGUUGAUUCAUUGUAAUACUAUCUGCUGC